AUGACGAAAGAUAAGAAGCUCGGCCGGAUGUCCACGACACCGGCGGAGAAGCGCCGCUCCUUCAUCCCCGGCGGCAGCAGCAGCAUCAGUAGCAGCAGUAUUAGCAAGGAACACAACAACACCAGUGGCAGCGCCUCGAAUACCAAUGCCGGCGGGCCCUCCUCGUCCUCGUCCAAGCAUUCCCCAUCGUCGCAGCAAGGCGGCAGUCCGAACACCCAUCACGUCCUACACACCUCGAACCCACGCAACAGCGCGGCGAACAUCAUUGCCCCGCCUCCCCGAGCCCACCACGCCCCCGCGAACUCCUCCUCUGCGAGUCCGAACCACGAGGACAGCAUUGUAACGGCCACUGCGUCAAGUAGUAGCAAAGAUGCCAAAGACAAGGAACCUAGACACAAGGAAGCCUCUGGAGGGGGCAGCGGGGGCAACAGCAGCAACGCUGCCGGCACCAAAAUUACCGGCCACGGCCACGGCGGCAGCUCAGCACACUUGAAGGACAAGGACGCGCGCAUAGCGCACUUGGAGCGCGAGCUCGAGAUUAUGGAGCGCGAGUUCACGAGCGAGCUCGACAGGCUCUCACAGACGGAGAGCGAGACGGCCGUCUUCUGGCAGGCGAAACACAGCGACGUCAACCAGCAGUUCCUCCGCGUCGACGCCGACCUGCGAGUGCUCCGCAGCGAGUCUGAGGCUCGCGAUGCCGACCGUGACGCGCUGCGGCGUGAGGUCGGCGAGCUGAGGACGCAGGUGCGCGGGCUCAAGGAGUUUGUGAGCACUAGCACGCGGACCAGCGGGCAGACGUCCGACGAGGUGUUUUGCGACGGUAUGGCGAGGUUGAGUAACGGGUUGCAGAACUGGGUUAUUGUCAACUUUCGCAGGGCCAAGUUGGACUUUACUACUGCAAGCGAUGACGUUCUUGAGGAGCUCGGCCAGCUGGUGCCCAUGUACGCCGAUCUCGAGCCCUCGGCCAAAGUUCACAUGCUGCAGUCCGUCGUCUCGCGCGUGCUCGUCGACACAAUUUUCGACUCGUACUUCUUCGGCCUCCCCAAGGAGCAGGCCGAGCAGCUCAAGGCCGUGGAGCAGACUCUCUUAGGCUAUGUGGACUCCCAAGAAGCAAUCAAUAACUGGCGCUCCACGACCCUCGCCCUCCUCCAGCGCGAGGCGGAAGCCAAAAUGCAAGCUGAGACGUCGGCGGCAACAGACCGCGUCAUCGCCCGCGUGAACCGUAUCCUCGAUGCCGUCACGGACGCGGCUCCGCCAGCGGCCACGGGAACGACAGAAGCCAAUCCCCGCGACGCGGGGCUCCGCGCCCUAGUCGGCGGCGCGGCGGACCUAGCGCGGCAGCUCGCUAUGCAAAAGGCCGUCUUCCGGGUCCACAUGCCCGACAUUGUGCCGCACCAGCAGACGAGGUUCGAUGCCGCCACCAUGGAGGACAUUGGCGGUGAGGACGAGGACGCGCUGUCGCAGCGCGAUAUCGCGUGCGUAACUUUCCCCGGCAUCAUCAAGCGCGGGGACGAGAGUGGGGGGCACAUGCAGUAUCAGAAUGUCAUUGCCAAGGCAAGGGUACUAUGUAGUCCCGAAUGA
Messenger RNA from Colletotrichum orchidophilum, 1581 nucleotides. RefSeq lists its product as uncharacterized. The record is from RefSeq and is a predicted model, not a curated record. The transcript has 3 exons. Lineage: Eukaryota; Fungi; Ascomycota; Sordariomycetes; Glomerellales; Glomerellaceae. Bases 1 to 1581 code for a protein of 526 amino acids.